UCUUCCUGGGCAGUGUGGUCAUCAUUGGUGAAUGGCUUUUCGUAUUGAAAAAAAUUUGUAGGUGCACUUCUUUGUAAUGUAAUAUAACAUUAUUUUGUACUAGAUGGGCUUUAACAGAGGACACAAUUUCUUUCCGUAUUGAUCUGUGUUAUAUAAAGUGAUUGUGACAUAUUGUACAGGAUGAGAAGUUUUGUUGACUCGUAUUUUAUGCAGGACAUAUGACAUUGACAUGAGUUGUUGGGGGUGGGGUUUUGUUGGUUUUUUUGGUGUUUUUUUUAAAGAUAACACUUGUCAGAGGAGUGUAAGUUACAAGACUGUGAUCACUUAUGUAUGUAAUUUAUGAUGCCUGAGGAUUCAUUUUUAUAUGUACUUUCACUCUGUAUGAUUUAUAACUGUUACAGAAGAAUUGGCCCUCUAUUACUUUCUCAUGGCAUGGAAGAGCUUAACAAGUAUAUGCGCUUUUCAUUGUGUUCCACACAAAAAAAUUCAUAUGGCGUCCACAGACUCAAAAUGGCUAUGGUUGCUUGUGAGGCUUUGAGAUUGUUCCUCCACCCCCCCCCCCCCUCCUUUUUCCUAAUAAAUGAGACAUACAUAUAUACUAAAUAUAUACAUAAUAUAGACUGCCUAGUGUAAGACUGCUGUGCGCCAUUUUGAAAAGGACGUAUAAUGGAGUCUUACACUGUGUGGUCGAUAUAGACAGCUCUUUUGUACUAUAGAAACAUGUUUUCUGAGAGUUAAUGGAGAGUGUCGGAUUCUGUGUGGAGAUUGAGCAUCAUGUAGUAAGACAAGAACUGUAUGGUUUUUCAUCUUUUGUUAUUAUUGACUAAGACUAAGAUUCUUUCCAAAUUUUGUGUUUUUAUCUCAUGAUGCAUCGUAUUAUUUUAUUGUAAGAAUGUUGUCAGAUGGGCAAUGAAAGAGUCUGGGAAAGUUUAUUUUUUAGGAGACAUUUUAAAAGUUUGUUUUUUUUCUUUUGACUUUAAAAGGUGUUUGAUGCUGACCCUUAUUUGAGUCAGUGCCUGCCAUUUUAAAAGUUGUUUUAGAAUUGUUCGUCUUCUGUGGAAAACAUGGGUUUGCACCGAAAAAAUAGUUUUUUUAAAUUUAGGAUGUGAUUAUACGCAACACAAUUUUUUUGAAAAUGUCAAGACUUGGCCAUUAUUUAAGUUCAAGGGCACUGAGCCUUUUUUUUUUUUGUACCAUACCAGACUCUGUCACUGUUGCAUUGGGUUGUUAAACCACUAUUGUACCCUGCCAGACAUUGCCCCUCUUCUACCGAACACAAUCAGUAAGUUCUGGCCUUUGUGUGUGUGUGGGGGGGGGGGGGGGAAUAGUUGUUUGGCUCAUCAUUAUAUGCAGAAGACAUGAGUUCAAUUCCUGCACAAGGAAAUUUUCCAUUAGAUAUUUCCAUCUGUCUGCUGCGAUACUAUUUCCCACUUGGCCUUGAUUUGUCCUAAUAGACAGCACUGAUGUGGCCAGCCCCCGAAAUAGUCUAAAACAUAUCGAUGGAGAGUGGAAACAUUUACAAUAAAUCUCUUUUUAAAAAGAAUCCUGGUUCAGCGUUAUGACUUCCAUUUACUGUCGUCAAGUCUCUGUCCCGUUUCCCCCCCCCCGCCCCUCGAAUAUAUCAAGUGACUGAGGUACUGCAACUUGUGUACUGUCCUGAAAAGUAAAGAUAGUGGGUGCUUGUUGGUAGAUGCUCUGCCGGGGUUUGCUCCUUUUCUCCCUUCAAACACCUAUCGUCCUUAUCUCUCCUUGUUUUGUUUUUUUGUGUGUGUUUGUAACACCUCUAAUCUUUCGACAUUCAUAUGACCUAUUUGUGUUGCAAGUGCUGCAAAACUCUUUCUAAAUAAAAUAAAAAGUAAAGAUAUCAUUUUAUGACAGGCCGGGA
Molecule: messenger RNA, 1885 nt
Organism: Aplysia californica (California sea hare)
Lineage: Eukaryota; Metazoa; Mollusca; Gastropoda; Aplysiida; Aplysiidae
Source: RefSeq, a predicted model, not a curated record